AGCUACCCUGGGCAGAAACAGGCCAUAAAUCGCAGUACCCACCGCCCUGGGCCUGAGGCGAGGGUUCCCAAUCGACUCGCAAUCUGGUGUUUUGAUAGCGGGCCAGAUAUGCCAUUCUAAUCAGUACAGCUGGUGGGGAGGGAGCAUUACGUCAUUCACAAGUCUCCGUUUCGGAGAUGAAAUCUGAUGGUACAGAAGUACGGUGCUCCGGUACCUCCUGGUUGCCAUAGGGAAGAAAGAGGUGCGAAGCACCCUCCUCCACCAUAAAGAACCUUGCUUUAAGAAAUAUUGAGAGCCUCGGAUGGUCUACACUACUUGCCCCGGACCUGAACAAGAUACUGUACACUUACAUACAGUUCGAUGGCACGCAGCAAUCUGAAGUGGAACUCCAUGUACGUCUUUGAGAUGCUACGGUGGGGCCGAGCAACAAAAAUAGAGCCAGACUAAAAGCCGAGGGAACGUUCCAAGGGCUGGCAGCUGCCGGCAAACGACGUACCCGUUUCUGCUCUGUCCGGGUGGUGACAAAUCCACAAACGGUGAUCGCAUUGCGACAUGCACAUUGCCUCCCUCACCCGUGUCAUAGCUCCGACCUGCCGAAUACCUGCAUAGGGUGUUUGCCUCGAUAUAAAACUCCAAAGCCCCUCCUUGCUCGCCCCCACCGGUUGAACCACCCACCCACCGAUCAACAACCCCUCCAACAGUAAAUGUCCUUUCUGCGCAGAUUCUUCUCCGGAUUUGCAUCACCUCCGAUCACAAUGGAAGCAGCAAAGACCAAGGCCCAGUCGCUCAUCGACGAGAACGCCGUCAUGGUGUUCUCCAAGAGCUACUGCCCUUACUGCCGUGCCAGCAAGAAGACCCUGCAGAGCGCUGGUGCCCAGUUCAAGGUGUAUGAGCUGAACGAGGAGAGUGACGGCAGCGCCAUUCAGGAUGCCCUCGAGGAGCUCUACGGCCAGCGCACCGUCCCCAACAUCUUCUUUGGCAAGAAGCACAUUGGCGGUAACUCGGACCUGGAGGCGCUUGGCGGCAACCUCAAGACGAAGCUGCAGGAGGUCGGCGGUCUUGCGUAAGGGCUAUUCAUUCCUGUUUCUGGCGUGAUUACAAACACAGACGCGGAACAUCAUGCUUUCUUAGAGGACAACCUUGCGAUUGACAGCCUCGUGACGGAUAGGAGGGCGAGCCUGUGACGAUUACGCGAUGCCGCUUGUGGGGAAGGCUUUGGAGGCGGAUAGACUCGAUGCUGGGCACACUUUCGAGACACACCUUUACGAAAAUGAUUGCUCCCACCUCGCGCAAGACAUUCCGGAACGUGCAAUGUGACUGAUUGUCAGACCUCGGACUCUUUUCUGCGUGGACGCGUACCGUGCAAGGUGACCAUGUGCGUGUGCAUAUGCUUGUGAUAUGGGAUUGUAUACCACCACCGUGACCUCUAAUUUCGUGGAUCAUAACACUUGGGUCGCCACUGUGCCAACGGGACGCUCCACGAAUUCCAGGAUGCCGUCGACAAUGCUCGUCUUUGCCUCCUCGCUAGCGACCUUUUUGCCGCCGAGGUAGUUCAUCCAAAGGGCCCGCGAUAUCCUCUCGUCCUUCACGGUGCCGAUCAGCUCCCUGCCGCCGGACUUGCCCUCGUCGUACACCAGCGUGAGCUUGCCGGCCCUGUCGCGCAGCAUCAGGAGCUCCUUCUGCUUGGGCACCUUGCCCCUGUUGAAGAUGCGCUUGAACUCCCUCAUUGCCUCGCCGAACUCCUCGUCCUUGGCCUUGCCCUCGUGUGCCUGGAUUGCGCGCACGAACCCAUCCCGCAGGUGGUGGAAGUCGGUGUCGCGCACAGGCACCACGCGCACCAUGCUCCUCGCCGGGAUGCCGGAGCGGAGGAACUCGUCCCAGAUCUGCUCGCCCUCGACAGGGUCCAUCAGCUUCUUGCGCAGGUCGCCCUUCUCCGAGGCCACGAGCGUCGAGGCGAUCGGGUUGAUCUUGCGCACCAGGCGCUGCUGCAGCUCGGCAAUGUCCUGCGUCGCGACGUAGAAGCCCAACACGUACACGUUGAUGCCCAGGAACGAGACGGACCGCGUCCCCAGCCCCACGAGUGUGUACUCGGUCCCGGUUGCCACGGAUGGCGGCACGAUCAGUGCAGGCGCCAUGGGCCCGCUGCCGUUGGACCCGUCCGGCUGUGGGCUCGCCCGCCCAAAUUCGGGGAGCUCCACCGUCCUGGGGAAUUCGGGGACGUAGCUGUUGCCGGUGGGGACGACCUCGCGGCCGUUCUCGUCGUGCUUGACCACCUUGCGCUUGGGGUCGUUGAGGGGGUCGCCGGCGGGCAGGGACGAGUCGAGCUGCGUGGCACCACCACCGCAGCGGGCUGCAGACUCCUCACGCAUCUUCUGGCUGAUCUUCCAGCAGACGUAGAUGAUGGAUAUUACGCCGGCGACGACGCCUGCUCUGAGGGCCUGCUGGCGGGUGUGGUGGUACUCGGCAUACUGGGAGGCGAGGCGGUUGACGUUGAGGGUGUCAAGCUCGGCGCGGCGGGAGGGCCUCUCGCGCGACCCGGUCAUCAGGCCUCGGCGGAUCGUGUGCGAGCAUCGCGGGCAGACUGGGGCUCCACUGGCUGGCGUGAGCAAGGGGCGACGCACCAGGCCGCGCGGGAGGGCCUGGCGGAUCAUGCUGGACAUGUGGGCGGUGGGCGGUGGUGUCGGCUCUUUGGUGGUCUAGUCGAAGAUUUGCUGUCGGAAAAACAUGCAGCGGUGGUCAUCUACGGUCCACUGCGCUUUGGGUCAGUGAACUCGAUCAUCACGUUGAUGGAAGCUCGGCGUGGUAUAAUAAUGCCCCUCCCAUUAUCGCAUAAAACGGAGCUGCCCAGUGCUGUGGAUCUACAUAAUUGCGUCAUUGGUUUGCGAGUAGAGGGGUCCAAGAAGACUAGGGAGAAUAAGCAUCUGGCGAGGACAAGGUUUAUCUGAUCCUGCGUGAUGCACCCGCGCCCUUGGGUUCCACCACCUGGCCGCCUGGGUGCGCAGCAUUUGGCAUUUUGGAAGCUUGGAGGCUUGGUUGAUGACGGCACCGUCGGCAGUGAGUUCCGAGGUGGCAGGAGGUGGCAGGAGUGUGUGUUCUAUUGUUGUAUGUGGUAACGGCUGCAGCAAUCUGACUCCUGAGCAAUCCGGGCAAUCCAACCGGGCCCGGGCCUAGACUCUAGACAGACCAGGCCGGGCCAGGCCAGGCCAGCGGGCCUCAAGGAACCAACUGCCAACUGCCCUGUCUGUCUGUGUACGGAGUGUUCCGUACUGCAUGCGUGGGUGAGUCCAUCUUCAAAAUGCAACCCCUACUUCAAUGCAGCCGUGAGGUCGGUAACUUCUACCCCUUUUCUGUUGUUCCCUUGGUGAAAACCCAUUCGAUGAGGAACUCGGUCCAAGACGACGGUCAGGGGAGAGAAGGGGGGAGGAGGGGAGCGUCCAACCUGCCAGCCCUGCCGAGUUGCAGCACGGAGUACUCCACAGGCAUCACGUAGACGAGAAGUGCACUGUAAAUUGCCCCAGCCCGUGCAAGAUUGCAAUGCGCGUGGCCGUGUCACGUCGUUCAUGCCGCCACCUGCAUUCGUUUUGGCCUGGGAGCUGUGGCCCCUGAUCCGGUCUGUUGCCUCAAGGGGUGGCAGGGCCCGCAUUGUGAGACGCCGCCGCCGCAUGGGACUGGGGGCGCCGGGGGUGCUGCUGCUGCUGCUGCUGCUGCUGCUGCU
Diaporthe batatas is the source of this 3715-nucleotide messenger RNA. RefSeq lists its product as uncharacterized. The coding region runs from base 705 to 1067 and encodes 120 amino acids. NCBI's taxonomy places the organism in Eukaryota, Fungi, Ascomycota, Sordariomycetes, Diaporthales, Diaporthaceae. Gene Ontology annotation, biological process: cellular response to oxidative stress. Gene Ontology annotation, molecular function: glutathione disulfide oxidoreductase activity. The record is from RefSeq and is a predicted model, not a curated record. The transcript is spliced from 2 exons. Gene Ontology annotation, cellular component: nucleus; cytoplasm.